This is a messenger RNA of Verticillium alfalfae VaMs.102, 1347 nucleotides long. RefSeq lists its product as hypothetical. Lineage: Eukaryota; Fungi; Ascomycota; Sordariomycetes; Glomerellales; Plectosphaerellaceae. The coding region runs from base 1 to 1347 and encodes 448 amino acids. The transcript has a single exon. The record is from RefSeq and is a predicted model, not a curated record.
AUGCCAAUCCAUGCGCGUCAAUCAACCCGGACAGCCUUGCCUGGCUCUUCAAUAUGGAACACCACGCCUGAGACAACCUUCCGCUCCAAUGUUGUAGCUCUUGAGCGGCAGACGAAUGCCGUGCCUCUUGAUUGCCAGCAUUUUCCCGUGUCAAGCUGGGACCCCAUCUCUGAGAAGUCGGCAAGCUACCAGCUCUCGCUAUUACAAGAGCAGCAGCUCGCUGAUGAUUUCUCUUUCAUCGCUGCCGUCGGCGAAGGCGCACAGUCUGUGGCAGCAGCGACAGUUCAAGAGUCAACCCAUUUGUCCUUGGGUUCGUCGGGGCCUAGCCUUCGAUUUACAAUUGCUUCUGUCGAUGCCAUCGACGAAGCUGCACAGAGCUUUCUCAAUGGCAUCUUCAAAAUUCUUUCAACAGUGACCACGAGCAACCAGGGCACCGUUCUUCAAGAUAUUUUCGGUCAGAUUGCCGGAUACCACAGUCAACGCCUUUUGAAUCGCCUGCGCUCGGUCAGGUGGACAAAGCCGACAUACCUCGCCAGGACGCACAAAAAGCCUCUCUUUGCAGAUUUUGAGAAUCUGAAACACAGAGCUCAGCUACUAUAUGCUCGCUCUGAACGCUCUCAGCGCGUUAGUAUCGAAGCGCACCUUGCCUCUCUCGCGUCAGUCCUCGAGGCUUUCGAAGUAGCCUCGGAAGGAGGACCGGCAGCAGAAGCCCAGCAGCGCCUCAAUCUCAUCUGCGCUUGCUUUGACUUUUGCGUCUCGCAGGAGGUAGCGGAGUUUCUUCAUCGCCUUCAGAAAGUGCGGGCAACCUCGCAGAUUCAGGCAUGCCUUAAGACCUUGCACCAGGUCGAAAAGAUUGCGGCGUAUUACAGAAUUUCCAAGACGUUGACGGACUACGCACUGGAGUUUUCGGGCCUCUUCGGAGACGUUGAGCUUAUCUUUUUGACCCCGUACGAAGCAACUCCCAUCGAAGUUGCCUACCAGCCGUGGGCGGCAUCUACUCAUGUCCAUGCCGAAGUCAUGCUCUCGGUACACCACGACCUCAGCAGCGCUACCCAUGCUUUCAUGACUAGACCGAGGUGUAUGGGGGCCUCGAAAUACCUCUGUUAUCUCUGCUACCUGUUCCUUCGCCGACAUGGAAGUUAUUUUCCCUCAAGUACUCACGGCGCCUGUUACGACCAGUGGACGAUUCCCGACCUUGCUGAAUACCCUCACGAAAUGAGACAAAUGUACCAAGGCAUUGUCGAUGGAAUGAACCACGAUGUAGUAGAGGCGAUCAAAGGUGCGACUCGUCGCCCUGAACCCAUGACAAGCCGAGAAAACCUGAUUGAUGCUUAUCAUGCGACAUAA